Messenger RNA from Erinaceus europaeus (western European hedgehog), 2742 nucleotides. RefSeq names its product zinc finger and BTB domain containing 9 (gene ZBTB9). Lineage: Eukaryota; Metazoa; Chordata; Mammalia; Eulipotyphla; Erinaceidae. The transcript is spliced from 2 exons. The record is from RefSeq and is a predicted model, not a curated record. Gene Ontology annotation, molecular function: DNA-binding transcription factor activity, RNA polymerase II-specific; protein binding; RNA polymerase II cis-regulatory region sequence-specific DNA binding. The coding region runs from base 307 to 1710 and encodes 467 amino acids. Gene Ontology annotation, biological process: regulation of transcription by RNA polymerase II.
CGUUGGCCUGGGAGGGGAGGCGGCAGCUUCCGGCGGGGGUCUUCGGGGUUGUAGGGUGCAGCCGGGUGACUACGGGCAGGGCCGCCGCGCCCCUGGAGUGGGGACCUGUGAGCGCCCGAGCAGAGCAGCGCGGCGGGAGGCUACUCGGGCCGGCGAGGUCAGACUGGUGACUGCAGGACCUCCUCCUCAGGUCCUGGAAGUCUGAACCCUAUUGGUGUGCUCCUUCCUCCCGCGUGGGGUGCACCCCCCCCCCAGCCCCUCAUCGCCUGUGCUCCGUCCUCUAUAAUCUCUCUUUCCCAGGAGGCCAUGGAGACCUCGACGCCUUUGCCUGCUGUCCCCCCGGCCCCGACCUGCAACCCACUCCCACGGACAAUCCAGAUCGAGUUCCCUCAGCAUAGCUCACUGCUGCUCGAGGCCCUGAACCGCCACAGGCUGGAGGGGAAGUUCUGUGAUGUGUCUCUCCUGGUGCAGGGCCGGGAACUUAGGGCCCACAAAGCCGUGCUGGCCGCAGCCUCUCCUUACUUUCACGACAAACUUCUUCUGGGGGACGCACCCCGGCUCACUCUGCCCAGUGUCAUCGAAGCCGAUGCCUUUGAAGGGCUGCUCCAGCUCAUUUAUUCAGGGCAUCUCCGUCUGCCACUGGACGCUCUCCCUGCCCAUCUCCUCGUGGCCAGUGGCCUCCAGAUGUGGCAAGUAGUAGAUCAGUGCUCAGAGAUUCUCAGAGAAUUAGAAACCUCUGGUGGUGGCAUUUCAACCCGUGGAACCACACUUUCCACUACAACCUCUGCAGGAGGCUGGUGCAUUCGCUCAUCCCCUUUCCAAACCCCUGGCCAGUCUGCUGCUUCUACUGAGGAGCCCAUAGUAGGGGAGGGGAGUGAAUUGGGAGAGGUGUUACAGAUUCAGGUUGAGGAAGAGGAGGAGGAGGAGGAAGAGGAAGAAGAAGAUGAAGAGGAGGAGGAUCAGGGCUCAACAGUACUCUCUCAAACUUCUCAGCUGCAGAGAGUAUCAGGGGGUCUGCCCCGACCUCAAGGAUCCCACCCGCUGCCUAUAUCCACCACUCCCCGCAGGCUUCCUGAAGGUGAGAGUGUAUCACUUGAGCCUCCUGCUAUUACUCCUACACUGUCCCCCAAAAUCUUCUACAUUAAGCAGGAACCCUUUGAACCUAAGGAGGAGAUAUCUGGGGGAGGACCUCAGCCAGGAGGAGUAAAGGAGGAAACCAAAGUGUUUCCUGGAGGGGACACAGAAGGCAGUGGGGAACUGGGAUUCUUGUUGCCCUCAGGAACAGGGGCAACAUCUGGGACAGGGGGGCCAUCCUGGAAACCAGUGGAUCUUCACGGGAAUGAAAUCUUGUCAGGGGGUGGAGGGCCUGGGGGAGUAGGGCAGGCUGUGCAUGGGCCUGUGAAACUGGGGGGGACACCCCCUGCAGAUGGGAAACGUUUUGGCUGUUUAUGUGGGAAGAGGUUCGCAGUGAAGCCAAAGCGUGACCGGCACAUCAUGUUGACCUUCAGCCUUCGGCCCUUCGGCUGUGGCAUCUGCAACAAGCGUUUCAAGCUGAAGCACCACCUAACAGAGCAUAUGAAAACCCAUGCUGGAGCCCUGCAUGCCUGUCCUCACUGUGGUCGUCGUUUUCGAGUCCAUGCCUGCUUCCUUCGUCACCGGGAUUUGUGCAAGGGCCAGGGAUGGGCCACUGCUCACUGGACUUAUAAGUGACUGCUGAAGCAAUAUUUUAAUUUUCAGGAUGGGAGAGCCACUGCUGCUAGUGGAUACUUACCCCUUACUACAAUGCCACCUGGGUCUUGUAUUCAUGCCAAGAAGAUAAAUACAUUGUGAGUUUUUCUGUUCUUAGGUAUGAGCCUCAACUCUGCAAAUCUAGGAACUCAGAUUUCUCAUCUGGCUCCAAAUAUUUGCUUAUUACUCUUAAUUAGCAUGUAGGCUAAUAGCUGAUUAACUAUAUAGGCAAACAAUUUAUAUGUAGAUUGAUCAUGUCCCUACCAUAGACCUUUUUUGUACAGGAAACCAGACUUCAGAUUAGAAGUUUUAUUUCUCGAGACUUAACACAAAAAGGCGUAAUGAUAAAGACCCCAUAUCAUGUCCAUGAGGAAUUAAAGGAGCUGGUCUCCAUCAAGGGAUAUAUUUGACUCAAUAUUCUACUAAUUAAGAGACUAAAUUUUAAGCUUUCCCUCAUUAUUGCUGCAGUCAUAUAAACAGAUUUCCUUUUCUGUGCUUUCUUUUGCUGUAUCUCCAGAAGCCCCUCACACCAUAACUUGAUUUCUCACUAGUAGGCACUUUUCCAUGACCUUUUUAUUUUAUUUUUUUUUUAUUUUUUAUGUUGUAGUUGAGCACUUUAACAAAUUGACAUUCCAUGUGUCCUUCCUAGAGCCCUCUUAAUUGAGGAAGUUCCCCCCACACCUUGUGCCUCUUGUCUACCUUUGACCAACGCUGAUCACUCAUAUGGAUCAUAAUGACUGGGAUGUAACCAGUAAACUCAGGAGAUGGUUACUGAUUUAAAUGUUCUCAGGGUAGUACCAAUGUUCUGAACAUGUGGCCAUGGUCAGAGGGACUCAGGUCUGAGACAUGCUGAAGGUUAGAGAGUACUACAGAGUGAAACUGCACCUUUUCUGACCCUAUCCUCACAUGGUGGGGCCAGUUCCUUUGUUGAAAGGUAAAAGGGUAGAUAAUGGAAUGGGAGAAUGUUGUAGAUUAUUUAAUUUCUUUAAAUAAACUGCCCUGAAUGUAAAUUGA